CAUGCCCGACCUUUGGCUGCUGCAUUUCACUAAGGAAGAGCAGGGACGAGGGAGAGGGAGGAGAAGUUUGUUUUAUUGAAAACGAGGCUAAUGUCCUCUCAACUGAAAGCGAUCUGAGAAUUGCUCAGUCUGUGGAGUGGGCAGUUAUGGGGCGAGUGAAGAAUCUAAUUUUGGUUUUUCUGGCUAUUAUUGUGACAGCAGUGCUUCUAAGGAGACUGCUAGGAGUAUAUGCCUUCAUAGUUCCCCUUCUUUAUAUGUUUUUUGACGUGAAUUGGAGUCUACGCGUAACGUGGAUUGUUUUGAGAAGGAUGAUUAUUUUUAGUAGAGCUUCGUCCCCUGAUUUCUUGGAAGUAUUUGAGACGACUUUCAUCGUCCUUCCGUCGGAUAUUGAUUUGAAUCUUCACAUGAACAAUGCUAGGUAUCUCCGUGAAUGUGACUUUGGAAGAAUUAAUUUGUGGAUUUCAAGUGGAAUGAUGCGUGUAAUGAGAAAGAGUAGGUGUGGUGUGACAAUUGCUACUGCUAGUGUGCGUUAUCGGCGAUCGCUUGAACUUUUUCAAAAAGUAUUUCUGAAAACAAGAGUCAUAGCAUGGGAUGAGAGUGCUUUCUAUUUAGAGCAGCAAUUCACAGGAGAGGAUGGCUUUGUUUAUGCAGUUGCACUAACAAAGAAUACAGUAGUUCAAGGAAAUAAGAGAGAAAAAUUUAUUUCACCUGAGGAACUAGUUCACCAACUGACUGGAUGGAAUGCACCUAGUCCACCCAUACCUCAUGACUUACAUCUUUGGAUUCAGUACAACAGUGCAUCAAGUGCUAUGUUGAAGAAUGCUUUGUGAACAUUGUACUGUUGAUCAGUGAUUUGGUAGCUUGGAGAACAAGUGUGAUUUUUUUUUGUGCUUUUCAGGAGAUUGGAGGUAAUUGUGAAGUGAACAUAAAAUGCAGGUUAUGCUCAAGGGGAAGAGCUUGAACAAUAGUAUGCAUACAUGUGUUAUUUUUUUGCACUCCUUGCUUUUUGUCUGCCUCUGUUCACCUGAAUGAUGCAAAAAAAUUACAUCUGUCCUGUAGGCUAGU
Pocillopora damicornis (cauliflower coral) is the source of this 1065-nucleotide messenger RNA. Its product is annotated as protein THEM6. The record is from RefSeq and is a predicted model, not a curated record. Lineage: Eukaryota; Metazoa; Cnidaria; Anthozoa; Scleractinia; Pocilloporidae.